CAACCACCUACACUAGACUUUUAAAAAUACAUAUAUAUUUUUAUUUAUUAUUUAAAUUUAAAAAAUUGUCAUGUUAUUUUAUUGAAGUGUUAAAUAAAUAACAAAUAAAUAAAAUGUGAUAUUAAAUAAAACAAUUAAAAUAAUUGUUAAAUAUGUGAUUAACAUGGUAGUUAAAAAAAUAAAUAAGUGGGUAGAUAGGCGGACGGUGGGAUUAAAAAUUAAUUACGAUUAUUAAUAAUAGUAAUAAUUAAAUGUUAAUUUAAAAAAAAUUGUUUUGAACAAUUAAUGAAUAAGCGGUUUUAAAAUAAAUCGCAAUUUAAUAUUACGAUAUUAUGUUGUUGAUUAAACGAAUAUGCUUGUUAGUGGUCCUAGUAUUGGCGGUAAAUAUAACAAAAGCAUUAUUACCAGACGAUUUUGAGGAACAUCAAUUUACGGGUGAUAAUUUACAACAAGAAUGUGCAUCGAGAUGCCCCGACCUAGAUUUCAAUCAGAAUCGUACAGAUGACACAUCAGAAGUCGGAUGCGGUGUAAGAUGUAAAAUAGAUCAGUGUGAGAAAGGAUGCGCAGCAUGGGAACAAGCCCUCGAAACAAGCUGUCAAUCAACAUGUAACGGUACACAAGAGCUAUUACCGCCUAAAGAAUUGUACUGUGUACUAGGAUGUCACGACGCGUUGAACCGUUACUUUCAACAACUUAAAGCGGAAAUCGGUGUACCACCUGCGCCGGCUCUCGUCGCGGACUCGUUGACAGCAACGUCUUUGAGACUAGAGUGGAAAGGAGUUGAUAUUAAAAGACGAGCCGCAGGAAUUUCUUAUUUAGUGCAAUGGAGGUAUGAAGAGUUGGCGGAAACUUGGCAGUACUGUCGUAAUCAAUCAUGGGGCGAAGAUGAUCAGAUACUUGUGGAAAAUCUUCAACCAUACACUAAAUACAGGUUUCGGGUGGCCUUACUGUUGAAGUCAUCACAACACAAUCCCGAGCCAAUAGUGUCAGCCCCGAGUGUAGUUAUAUUGACAUUAGCUGCGGGUCGUCCUACAUCAGCACCGGUAAUUGUAAGAGCAGCAGCCGUCGAUAGUUACCGGGUCUCUGUAUCUUGGGAACCAGGACCUUUUCCCAAUGGUCCAUUAUUGUCCUAUGUUUUGCAAUUGCAAGGAGGAGACUUCUUGCUUAAUAAGGACAUACCAGCGUCCGAAAAUACAGAUCACUAUAUGUUUCAAAAUUUGAAACCAAAUCAAAAUUACUCUGUAAGUGUAUCGAUGAGAAACGCCAUCGGGGAUGGACCACCGACAGUUAUUUAUAUAACGACACCUUCGGAGCCCGCUGUAAAAGAUACGCAACAACCAAUUCUAAUAUUAGGCGGCGAGCAUGUAGUUAUGAAACAAGGGGCAGAUAUGUUAGACGAACCAAGUAUUAUAUAUCGUGCAAACAGCCGUAUCCGUGGGGUAGCAAUCCACGUGUCAUCAGCACAAUUAUUUGUAUCAGAUUCCAUGGGUUAUAUAUAUCGCACGACAAUAUUGAAAGAAACCGAGCCAAUAGUUGUCUUGCGUCCGGAUCAAGCUAACUUCAAGCCUCUGAGUUUGUCAGUAGAUUGGCUGAAUUCACAUCUGUACAUUCUGGGUGAAGUCAAUCAUGCAACAACAGUGUGGCAAAUAGCGCGGUGUAAUUUAGAUGGUAAAGGAUUGACUGUUGCAAUGGCGGGUUUCAUGACACGUCCAUCUCACAUUGAAGUCGAUCCGUACAAUGGCUAUUUAUUCUGGGUAACGCGCGGCGGUUUAUUUCGGCUAGAUCUAGCUGACAUCAGUAACGGAAUAAAACACGAAGUUCAGCCUUAUUUGAUCCUAGAAGACAAACAUUUAGGCGCAUUUACAGUCGAUCAUACUAAUUUUAGAUUGCUGGUACCAGACCAUACACAGAAUACUGUAAUAAGUGUCUCUUUGGAUGGUCGUGAAAUACUGAACUUGCGUGCGAAUACUCAGCAGCCAAAAUUCAAAAAUGUUGUCUCAUUGGCUAUGGCGAAUGGUUUAUUUUACUGGACUAAUGGCGAAGAAGUAUUGACAGAAGGUUAUCAUUCCGGACAGAAUCGUUAUUUUCAUAAUGCAUAUCCUGAUAGAUCCGACGGUUCUUUUGUGAGUGUUAAUGUUUUUAUGGAUGCUAGUCAACCUGUUCCGGUGCCAGUUAACCCUCCAACAGGUGUACAAGCUGUUCUGGGAGCAGAAAGAGCUAAAGUGUCGUGGCAAGCGCCUCAUUUACUUGGCGGGCAGGGUAAAGGCGCCUGGCAAAAUUGGUCAUAUGAAUUAGAAAUAAAAGACGAGUUGACUGGUCAAAUUGUGCCCCAACUUGGAAUCGCCGGUUCUUCUCACACAGUUUACAAUUUACGUGAAAAAUCAGAAUACACCAUCAAAGCAGCUGCUUAUACUCAUGCCGGCCGCGGACCUUGGUCGACUGAAUUUCGCGGCAAAACGCUGCGUGAAAAUUCCCACGCUUCUAUACUAUGGUCUGCUAAUGAAGGUCUUCUAAAAAGUGACGUUACCGGUGAAAAUGUAAAUACUCUUAUUUACAAAGACAUGUUGAAAGACAAUGACAAUGAUUAUCAUCAUAUAAUCGAUGUAAGCUGGUACAAAGAUACCCUAUAUAUCGUAGGCAACAAUUCCGCGCUGUAUCGUUACAACAUAACGAGUCAUCAAAAAACAAAAUUAAAUAUUAAUUCCGUUGGUACAGUAGCCGUCGAUUGGUUUGCCAAAAAAUUAUACUGGGCAAAUCCUAAGCAACAGAUAAUAACACGCGCGAAUUUAAAUGGCACCCAACAGGAGCCAAUGUCAAUACUCGCGAUAGUUAAAGAAUUAAUAAUUGAUUCGCAAGAAGCAUAUCUGUACUGGUCAACGGGUCAUGCAGUUGAAGUGGCACGUUUGAAUGGACUCGAUCGCCGUUACUAUCAUUCAGAUGAAAUUUUCAAUGGCAAACAAGUUAUGGGUCUGACUAUAGACACCGAAAAUCGUUAUGUCUACUGGAUUGUACGGAGUUAUGAAAGCGGUUCGAUUGUUUAUCGUGCGCCCACUUCAGAACGUGUCCCAAUGACCCAACGUUUGGUUCCAGAGAAAGUUUCAUCUUUGCAGUACCCGAAUAUCCAGGGCCCACUGUGUUAUUUUUCUGAGCAUUUGCUCUGGCUGCAAGAUGACCGCAAUGCCGUUAUUGGUGACCUCACUGGGCAAAACACCGCAAUGAUAAACGGAAUCAGUUUAAUCGGUCUGCAUAUGGUUGCUAUAAUGGAUCCAGCAUUGCAUCAAUAUCCUGUGGGAUUGACAUCCGAUAAUAUCACAGUAAUUCCACGGCCAGUUUCAGCGGAUAGUAUUCGCGUUAUCGGUACCUGGCGUAAUUUUAACGUUACUUGGGAUCCCGUAACUAAUAUUAAUUACGGAACUGUUUUUUAUGAAGUUAAGUUUACAAAUUAUAUUAACACUAAUUCUAAUCCUGAAAUAACGACCGGUACAACAAUGAUGUAUUAUAAUUCUGAACAAAUAUUACCAUAUUCGAUGUUAGAAGUAACUAUCAAAGCGUUUACUUAUUGGGGCGCAGCAUUGCAUACACGUCGAGUACUGCGUUCACCACAAAGUGAACCAAGUCAACCAACAAAUGUACGUGGAUUUGUUGAAUUUAAUAGACUACCAAUUAGUAAUAAUAUUAAUUACCAUAAUAACAAUAACAAUAAUGAUGUAGAUAUAACAAUAACAUUCCGUUGGGAUUCACCAGAAUUUCCAAAUGGUAUCAUAAAAGGAUAUACUUUACACUGUUGGUUUCUAGAUAAUGGCAUAAAUGUUGAUGUGUUUAAUGGGAUUAAAAUAAAUCAUGAUAUACGAGAAUAUGUUGUUAAUAAACUUAAAUCAAACACAACGUAUUACUUUGAAGUACAAGCAUUUACGGAAGUUGGUGCUGGUUCGUUUGCUGAUAUGAUAAAUAUUUCGACAGAGUACGAAGAUCCGGUACCACAAUUAAUCGUUGCAUCAAUUGAUGCCCUUAAGUUAAUAGAUUUAGAUUUAAAGACUGAGAUCAUUUUAACGAGACACAUUGCCAUUGAAAUGCGUUAUGUUACGAUUGACAAUAAAUUGUAUUGGAUUAAUGAAAUGCAGGAAAUAGUAAUGGCUAAUUUGAAUGGAAGUAAUACAGCUAAAAUACUGUCACUAAAUAACACAGCAACUUCGAUGUGCGUUGAUUGGAUAUCACGAAACCUAUAUUGGUCUGAAUUGCAUCGGAAAUCGGGUGUCAGUAGUAUUAUUAAAUUAGAUUUAAGUGCAUGGGAGUCAUCGGGUGCGUUAUUGUAUGAAAAAAUAAUAAAAAGUAGCAGAAAUAUUGUUAAUUUAGAAGUAUCACCGUUGACGGGUGAUUUAUUUUGGAUUGAAUUAGCAGAAGGUAAACACGGUAUCAUAAUGCAGUCUGACUUGUAUGGUACAUCAAUAAGACCAUUUUUCAAUCACGAUGACAGUGAUUGCUCGUGUCCAUAUCGUCCAUUAAUAAAACCUUCGAUGACUAUUGACAAUACUGAUCCAGAUAACCCGGUAAUGUACUGGACCUCUCUCGAAGGACAUCUAAAUAUUGCGGGAAUCAAUGGCUGUGUCUGUAAUUUGGUCAUAAAUCCAGGGUUCAAUCGUGGCCUGCCACCAAUUUCACUGACUGUUGACAAAAUAAAUGUCUACUGGUUAAAUUUGGGCGGCAAUGAAAUUUAUUACGUCAACAAAAUUUAUCCCUAUGAGCAGGAUAUCAAGCGAAUUUAUUUAGAUAAUGUGCGAAAUAUAAAAGCAAUUGGUAAAUCAUUGCAGUCAUAUCCAAAUACCGACUGUUUGAUACCAUAUCAAAUGUUAUAUACUGUUGAAGCAUUGAUCAAAAAGGCUAAUAGUAUAACAAUAAAAUUACCGAUACCUGAAACACAUUUAGGAUGCGAGCGUUACAAUUUACCGGGGACUUUGUACACGAUUCAAGUAUCGCGAUGUCAUGAUUCCACAAAUUGUGAUACAAAUGACGUACUCGAGUUCAAAACAUACAAAAAAGAGUUUGAAAUAAUGAAUUUGCAGCCGUUUACAAUGUACCAGUUCAAAUUGGCAUUAAGUAAUUACUACAGUGAUAUGGUGAUGGCCAAACAUGAAUUUGGCAAUCCAGUUGUGUUACGAACUGCCGCGGGUGCUCCGUCAGCACCCCAAAAUGUAACAGUUGAAUCAUGUACACCGACAUUGGCAGCCGUUUACUGGCUGCCACCGCGUAUUUUGAAUGCUGCGUCAGUGCGCUAUGAAAUUCACUGGCGAACAUUGAGGCUGGUUAAUGGAGAACGUCCUAAGGGGGAAAAGUUGAUAAAAAAUCUGAUAAAAUCCGCUGAUGGCCGAUUUAUGGAACUAUUGAAACCGUUGCUUCCUGGGCAGGAUUAUCUAGUUGACGUCCGCGCUUACCCGGCAGAUUCUAAUGACACUUAUGGCGAAAGUGAAGGGCAAGUUGUCAGCAUGUACCCAGAGCCAAACAAUUUGACAAAUGUUGCUGCAAGUGUUAACACACUUAAUGUUACAUGGGAACCAAUGGCUAAUGUAACUAUUAAUUAUACGUUGGAAUACACGGCCGUUGGUUUAGAAAAAUGGCAAGUUGCUGAUUACUUUAUUACAAAUAAAAAUAAUAAAAAAAUUGAGUAUUAUAUACGUGGGUUACUACCAAGAACGAUGUACAAAUUUAGACUAAUUUUGCGCUACCCAAAUUGUCAUGAUGAAUUUAUUUGGCCACCAGAUGCACGGUUUACUUUUCAAACUUUUGGCGAUGUUCCUAGUCCACCUGGGCGUCCUAGUGUCACUAAAUUACGUAACUCGGUUUAUCAACUGAAUUGGAAAGCAGCAGAAGCUCAUGGAUCCCAAGUCGAGAUGUACAGAUUGGAGGGUAAAGUUAUUGAUGAUUUACGUGACAAUCAUGAUGAUUCUGAAGACAAUGCUAAUGAAAAUAGGAAUAAAGACGACGAAGGAUGGAAAAUUUUUUACACGGGUGUAGAUAAUUAUUGGAUAAUAGUCGGGGAAAUGAACCAGAAGUACAUAUUUCGGGUGCAAGCGAGAAAUGCUUAUGGAUUUGGUGAAUGGAGUCAAGUUAGCGCGAUUGUUGAUCUCACUGAUACCGUCAGCACUACUAUGGCUGGACAACAGCACUUGGGAUUAAUUUUAGGAUUAAGUGUUCCCGUUAUUACAAUAGUAUUGCUUUGUUUCUGCUACUUUCUUUGCUUGUACAAUAGACAACGCAAAGAAGUUAAAAAAUCAAUUUUACCACCGGUGGUAUCAGACGUUGAAUUAGCGACACUUCGUGAAAUACCGCGUGGUAAUUUUGUUCAAUCAAAUGCACUUUAUGUUUCAUCAUCGCAAAAUGAUCAUGAUGAUUUAAUGCUACCAAAAAUAAGAGGCGAUCAAUUGAAAUCAGAUAAAUUUCUUGGUAGUGGUGCUUUUGGCGAGGUAUUCCAAGGCUACGCAAAAGACUUAGAAGCUCCUGGAGAAAUAACACCAGUGGCAAUAAAAACUCUCCGUAAAGGAGCAACAGCCCAAGAAAAAACGGAAUUUUUACAAGAAGCUAAACUAAUGAGUCAGUUUAAACAUAAGCAUGUCUUAAGAUUACUAGGAGUUUGUCUGGAUACAGACACACCAUUAUUGGUGUUAGAAUUAAUGGAAGCUGGUGAUUUAUUGAGUUAUUUAAGAGCAAGUCGUCCGCUACCACCAACAGAUCAUCGUGCAUUAAGAUUGCAAGAUUUAUUGGCAAUGUGCGAAGAUGUUGCACGGGGUUGUCAUUAUUUAGAGAGUUUGCAUUUCGUUCAUCGUGACAUAGCCUGCCGGAAUUGUCUCGUUUCGGCGCGAAAUCGUGAAAACCGGGUUGUAAAAAUAGGAGAUUUUGGUCUCGCAAGAGAUAUUUAUAAAAAUGAUUAUUAUCGUAAGGAAGGAGAAGGACUACUACCAGUGCGUUGGAUGUCCCCAGAAUCACUUGUAGACGGUGUUUUCACAACCCAAAGUGAUGUCUGGGCGUUCGGUGUGCUAAUGUGGGAAAUAACGUCCCUAGGACAACAACCGUAUCCUGCAAGAUCAAAUAUAGAAGUAUUACACCACGUACGUGCCGGUGGUAGACUAUCGAAGCCAAUGAAUUGUCCGCCGGCAUUGCACCAAUUGAUAUCACGGUGCUGGAGUCCCGCGGAUAGCAGACCGAGUUUUAAAACUUGUCUCGAACAAAUAAUAUUGUUAAGAAAUAAUACCGAUGACGCGGCAUUAAUACCCGUACAUGCGGGUCAUUAUUUAACGCGACGAGGCGUCUCUAACAUGGCUUACUUUGCUGACGAGAAUCAAAAUCAUAACUCAGGUAACUCAUGGAAAUCGAGUAGUUCUGAAGGAAGUCGUGAUAUGCAACCAUUCCUACAAGACUCAGGUAGCACUACAGUAACAACAGUCCGUUUAUCUGACGUAGAAUUACCUAAAUACCUCGAACUCCUAGCAGACAACACCGAGUCGAUAGUCAAGUCUAAUCCGACCGACGAAUACGAAGUUCCAAGAUCUAUACAUAUCGUGACUGGUUUGAGUGACAAGAGCAAAAGUAUUCAGGCAGUCCAACAAUCCCAGCCUCUACAACACCAGCAACAGCACGCGGAUACAAAAGCUAACGAAUUACUUGUACGUAGUGAAAUAACACCAGAAGACCGCGAACAUCUAGACAACAUAUUAUCACAAAUAGGAACAUUGAAUACCAGCGAAAGAAGCAAAACUCUAGAUAAUUUAAGAUUAAAAAAUAAUACUAAAGUUAUAAAUGCAUUUAAAAAUGGGCUCAGAGCAUCCCUAAAUGAACGUACAUCAUCAAAACUAUUGUCUAAUAAUUUAAGUAAUAAAAAUAAUGAUGAAUGCUCAAAAAUAAGUUUAGACGAUAGGAAUUGUAGCUCACUCGGUUCAUCAAUAACGUCAUUACGCUGUUCGUUGCCAUCAACUCGUCCAAGUUCCUCAGUACUUGGAUCCCAACAUAAUCUUCCAUUAAAAAAUCAUAAUAAUAAUAAUUAUAAUUAUACUAAUAACAAUAAUAAUAAUUCAUUAGAUAGUAAUCCUAGUUCUACAUCAUCUUCCACGUCAAUAACGACGACGACUGGCUCCGCGAAUAAAGACAAUAAUAAUAUUAUUAUUAACGAAACAAAUAUUAUCGGUAAUGGUACACUGCGAGUACAUAAAAAUCACGCAAAUUUAGAAGGUAGUAGAGCUAAUAUACCUCUUGUUAUGAAUAAUGUUUUGUUAAAUUUAUUAAGACAACCACCGCAAGUUAUUGAUGACAAUACUAGUACUAUUGUCACAUAUACAAAUGUAAAUACUGAUUCUACUAGAGUUAAUUAA
This is a messenger RNA of Microplitis demolitor, 8357 nucleotides long. RefSeq names its product proto-oncogene tyrosine-protein kinase ROS (gene sev). The record is from RefSeq and is a predicted model, not a curated record. Gene Ontology annotation, molecular function: transmembrane receptor protein tyrosine kinase activity; ATP binding; protein binding. The transcript is spliced from 13 exons. Bases 333 to 8357 code for a protein of 2674 amino acids. Lineage: Eukaryota; Metazoa; Arthropoda; Insecta; Hymenoptera; Braconidae. Gene Ontology annotation, biological process: positive regulation of kinase activity; cell surface receptor protein tyrosine kinase signaling pathway; regulation of TOR signaling. Gene Ontology annotation, cellular component: membrane; signaling receptor complex.